Charadrius vociferus (killdeer) is the source of this 132-nucleotide messenger RNA. RefSeq names its product chromosome unknown open reading frame, human C9orf116 (gene PIERCE1). The transcript has a single exon. Bases 1 to 132 code for a protein of 43 amino acids. Lineage: Eukaryota; Metazoa; Chordata; Aves; Charadriiformes; Charadriidae. The record is from RefSeq and is a predicted model, not a curated record.
AUGUACAGAGAUAACGGGCUCAACACCUCCCUGGAGAAGAGCCACGUCACCGGCCCAGACAACUUCAUCACUGCCUAUGACCACCUCAACUUCCAUCCCAGCUACAACCCAAGCGGCCCGUCGCACUGUUAG